Messenger RNA from Symbiodinium pilosum, 1137 nucleotides. Lineage: Eukaryota; Dinophyceae; Suessiales; Symbiodiniaceae. The record is from the annotation of a GenBank genome assembly.
AUGAAGAUGACUUUUCAAGGAUCCACGUGGGGAACCCAUUUCAUCAUCUUUUCCCUUCUCCGGGCAGCUAGUGUGGAGAAUCCUGCCGCCCUCAACAAGUUGAUAUCCCACUUUGCAGAAGACAUGUCUAGGCUCGCCAGGAAUGGGGUGUACAAUAGCAUUGGCGCCAGACGAGUCUGGAUCAUGCACAUUGGUGUGAAGGGCGAUUUGCCAGCAUUGGCGAAGAUUGGGGCCCUGGAACGUUCUUUCACUCGAAUGGCACGGCAUGUCAACGGACGUGCUAGGUGCCCAGGGAUAUGCUGGCUGUGCAUGGCAGGCAAGGAAGGUGAGACCGUGGAGGACAGCGUAGCCUUCGAAGAGUUCCAUGCUGAAGCAAAGUGGAAGGGCACCAUGAUGCUUGAAUCCCCCUGGUCAAGCCUUCCGCCCAUCAUGCGUGGACUGCCGUGGACUGCAGGGGAGGAACCAUCCUUCCUGAAAACGGAUCUGUGGCAUAACUGGCAUAAUGGCCUGGGGAAAAUUUGGCUGGCUUGCAGCUUCGUCAUGCUGGCUACGAUGGAUAUUUUGCAAGGGGGAUCCAUAGACGCCAAGUUUGAAGAGCUCACAGUGGAAUUCCUAUCAUGGGCGCGGCGGUUCAGAAUUUCUCCUUACCUUCGGCAGCUGAACAGAGACAGCUUCUCCUUUGCAACAAACAACUCCAAUCCACAAGGCUCUUGGUCGAAAGCUGCAGUUACAACGCAGCUAAUGCUGUUUUUGUCGUUCUUCCUGGAGGCACGAGUUGUUGGUCGGACGGAUGACCCCAUUCUAUGCGGAAUUGCCACUGAAUUGCUUGAGCUUCAUCAAUAUGCGAAAGGCACCCAGCUCAUGAAUAUCGUCCUCUCGGUCUUGUAUGCUGAAGGUUAUUGGAUCCGUGGCUGUACUGCCAAAAAAAUGGGACUCAUGAUGCGAAGCUUCUUGCUUACAUACCAGGAAUGCGCCUACAGUGUUUGCAAAGAAUGGCUAAACAGGUUCAUCCUUGUUCCGAAGGCCCAUAUGAUCUCCCACACUGCCGAAGGACUUAUUGAUGAUGGCACCCGAUGCCAGUGGGCCCCGAGCCCUCUAGCUACCAGCAAUCAGCAAUCAGAAGACAAUAUAGGAUGA